GGGGUCAUGGCUGCGCUGAUGAACACCUACCCAUGGCCGGAGAGACUGGAAGGGGACGGAACCGGGGGGCUGCAAGCUGGACCACCCCCAUCAUCACUCCCAACCCCCGCAACUCGUUGCCAAGCGGGGGAAAAAAGCUCGGAAAGCCGGAUCCGCCGCCCCAUGAACGCGUUUAUGGUGUGGGCAAAGGACGAGAGGAAGAGGCUGGCGGUGCAAAACCCCGACCUGCACAACGCGGAGCUCAGCAAGAUGCUGGGGAAAUCCUGGAAAGCCUUGAGCCUCUCACAGAAGCGUCCCUACGUAGAGGAAGCAGAGCGGCUGCGGGUGAAGCACAUGCAAGAUUAUCCCAACUACAAAUACCGUCCCCGGAGGAAGAAGCAGGUCAAGAGGAUCUGCAAACGGGUGGAUCCUGGGUUUUUGUUGGGCAGCCUGACACGGGACCAAAACACGGUGCCAGAGAAGAGGACCUGUGGCCGGGCUGGGGGGGAGAAAGAGGGGUCGGGUGAGUACCCCCCUCGCCCGGGUCUGCCGCCCAUCCGGGGGUACAGGGAGGCUCCAGGCAGCAGCAGCAGCACCAGUGUGGACACCUACCCCUAUGGGCUGCCCACCCCCCCGGAGAUGUCGCCUCUGGAUGCCAUAGACCCCGAGCAAAGCUUCUUCUCCUCACCUUGCUCGGAUGAGCAUCACCGCUCCCACCUUGCCGGAGCCACUUACUCCUCGGAGUAUGGGAGCAGCUCCCUCCCGUGCAACCACCACCCUCUCAGCCCCAUGUCACAGCCAGCCACCUGCAUGAUCCCCCCAGCCACCAGCUGCCCUCCCCUUCCUCCACCUCCUCCUCCUCCUGCCAACUACUACACACCCGCCUUCCCCUCCCUUCACCCCCCCAGCCUCCAUGCCCACCUGGGCCAGCUCUCCCCACCUCCUGACCACCAUGGCUUUGACACCUUGGACCAGCUGAGCCAAGCAGAACUCCUGGGGGAGAUGGACCGCAACGAGUUCGACCAGUAUCUCAACAACCCUGCUCAUGGUGACCACCAUGGGGGGGGCUUGGUCAAUGGACAGGUCCCAGCAUCUGGCAGCUCCCACACCUCUGAGACCAGCCUCAUCUCUGUCCUUGCUGAUGCCACAGCCACCUACUACAAUAACUACAGUGUCUCUUAGACCCCCCCAACCCCCUGGUUGGGGCCACCUGGACUGGCUGAGGAAGGACCUGACACAGUAUUAUGAGGAGCUGCUCCCUGGGGACAUCGCUCUCCACCCCUCAGGGUGACGGAGUUGGAGCCACGAGGGUGACGGAGUCUCCUCGGUGGUGUAGGUAAAGGAUUUUGGUCCUUGGCUCACCACUGUUGCAAAGUCUCGGGUGCUCUGCUCCCCACAGGGCCAGGAGGGGAAUUUCCCAAUGCCAAAACCCUUUGGCCAAAUCCCUGUCACAAAGCAGAGAUGCUCCUGGGAGCGUGGAAAGGCUGCCCCCCCGUCUUCCCUCCCCUGUUUCAAGCUCUGUUUUGGAGUCAGGAAGGUGGCAGCAUCCCCUAAACAGCAGGUCUGAAGUCUUGGUAGGGGUAAAAACCCCUAGAAGGGGAAAAAGCAGGGAUUUGGGUGGGGAAAAGGAAGAUUUUGGUAAAGGGGUGCAUGGUCUGCAAGGGCUCUCAGCUCUUGGUGUCAGCAUUGCUGACUAGUGAGGGUUAAAGCCCCCCAUCCUCUUGGCCUCCAAACCACUAGUUGGGGGCUUCAUCCCUUGGGAAACUCCAGAGGGGACAGGAUGGGAUGGGACAGCAGGGAUGAAUACCAGGGGUGCAGCCAUCCCCAAGGGUGCUCAGAUUCUGUGUUUCAGACCAGGGGGACAUCAGGGAAAGUCAAGAUCUGCCCAGCAUCCAGCCCUAUGGCUUCCCAGCAAAAACACUCCAGGAGGAUGGGGCAGCAUGAGCUGCCAGCCCUGCUGGGCUGGGAUCAGAUCCUUGGGCCAAACACCUGGGCAAAGAGGUGAUGUUGUAGCAGACAUGUUUGGUUUUUGUGGGGUUUUUUUGUUUGUUUCUUUUACCAAAACCUCCUCUGAAGGAGAAGGUUUCACAUUUCGAUGCCUCUUCUAACUCCGGCGUAUUAUUGCUUGUAAUAAAGUUGUACAUUGAUUUAUUCCCCCCAUUAUUCCUCCCCUCUGAUUUUGUAUUGCUCGAUUUCUCUUCCUUUUCAUAAAGACGAAGCUUUCUUUUAAAUCAGUUAUAUGACAUGAUUAAUCUUAGUGUUUUCUGUAUGGCACUUGGUAAUGAUUAGUUAGUAGCAUGGUUAUGAUUUUCUGGUUUCAGUCCCGAAGGUGUAUUAAUAAUAAUUGCAAAUAAUACUUU
Calypte anna (Anna's hummingbird) is the source of this 2339-nucleotide messenger RNA. RefSeq names its product SRY-box transcription factor 7 (gene SOX7). Gene Ontology annotation, molecular function: RNA polymerase II cis-regulatory region sequence-specific DNA binding; DNA-binding transcription factor activity, RNA polymerase II-specific. The record is from RefSeq and is a predicted model, not a curated record. Lineage: Eukaryota; Metazoa; Chordata; Aves; Apodiformes; Trochilidae. Gene Ontology annotation, biological process: anatomical structure morphogenesis; cell differentiation; regulation of DNA-templated transcription. The transcript has 2 exons. The coding region runs from base 7 to 1161 and encodes 384 amino acids.